GGCGUCGCAUGCGACAACGCCAAAACAUAACGCCUACCCCAUGCACAUCGAGAGCAUGGUCAACUGCAAGAUGAGCUCGCAGAACGAUUCGGUCGAGGUGGAAAGUCUACUGAUGAGCCCCUGCUGGAACCAGUCUACCAGCGUCACCGAUCAGUACCUGCUCGACGGUCACAAGCUACUGCUCGAGGCCGAACUCGAUUCACUGCCGAGCGAUGGCGAAACGCAAAAGAGUUCAAUGGAUGUCCUAGAGAACCUGCUGCUCAACUCGGCCGCUUCUAUCACGAGCAACGGUACAAACGGGCACGGACACUCAAACGGUCACAUAGGUGUCGGUGGUGGGGGUGGCGGCGGAGGUGGAGGAGGAGGUCUCGGGAAUGGUGAUGUGAAGCCGCUGCCUUCGUUUACCUCCUUCAACACUGGUCACCUCUCGAUCAAUGGUAUCUCUGGCUACCAUUAUACGGCGAUCGCUCAACGCUUGCCGGAGGAGAACAACAACUACACGCAGAACUCGUACACGAGUGCAGCUACCAGCGGGUCCAACCAUUUGGCAGGUAACAGUGGGACCACGAAUGGCAACGGAAACGGUACCGGAAAUGGAACCAGUGUCGGUUCGACCGGUAGCGAUAACAACAUCGUUUCGUCUACGUCAACCUGCCUGCCCGACUCGGUACUAAAUCCUGACGGUUCGAGUGCGGACAAUGGGGGCGGUGGAUGCAGUCUGGCGGAUGUGAAGCUCUUCUCCGAUGGGUCGCUUGACGGUACCAAAAUCUACAGUGCACCUGCCGACAGCUGUGUGAUGAAUGGGGCCGAUUCGGUGUCUGGAGCGCGGAUAUUCGUUGAUACGAAGGAGCUGUCCGAGUACGACAUGAGCUCGAUCGAGGAUAUAGCAGCGAUCAUAGGGUCUGCGAUCGCUGACACAACUGUGCCUAGCAGUAAGGUGGAGAAGGAGGAUGGCAAUGAUACGCGCGACUCCUGGAUGGAUCUAGACGCUUGGAUCGAGGGCACCUGUACCGGUGUGCCGGACGGUGGUAAGCUAAUUGUAACGCAGCAGGACUCGCUCAGUGAACUCAUACUGCCGAGCUCCCCAGUACAUACCUCCUCCGGCACCAGCUCCACCCUGCAGAGUCUGUUGACGCACGGUUACAUGCCUCUGCUACAGAACCGACUACAGCACGGACCGCCGAUCAAACUGGAAGCGCCCAGCUCAACGUCAUACUGCGGCGAGCUGAUAUCCACCUCUACUAGUCCACCCGGCUCGGUCGUUUCGACCUCCACCGACAAUCUCAUACUCAACGGCAGGUACCUGCAGGGACAUCACCACCAUCAAAACGGACACCACUUCGCGCUCGGGUCCAUGGGUUCACUCACCAAACCGGACGGUCUCUGCAGCCCGGAGCUCGGCCUAAGUAACUAUCCCCACACGACCACUACCACCUCUACAUCUUCCUCAAGCGCAAGCAACUCUCCGACGACACCAAAAAGCAAACGACGCAACCACAAACAACAGUCCAAGCAACCGGGAACGCUUGUACCGACGCCUACCGGUGGCCUCUCUGCCCAGCAACACCAGCAGCAACAACAUCACCAACAGCAGCAACAACAGCACCAUCAACAGCAGCAGCAACAACAACAGCAACAACACCACCAGCAACAGCAUCAGCAGCAGCAGCAGCAGCAACAACAACAGCAACAUCAGCAGCAUCAGAUCAACGCUCAGUCGCAACAAGCCGCCGCACUCAGCUUCCAGGCGGCGAACGAUCUCAGCGGGCUUCUCGGCAAGGAGAAACCAGUCCACCGGUGCAAUAUCUGCAACCGGGGUUUCCUGAACAAGAGCAACAUUAAGGUCCACCUUCGGACGCACACGGGUGAGAAACCGUUCCGUUGUGAGGUCUGCGCCAAAGCCUUUCGCCAGAAGGCGCAUCUGAUCAAGCACCAGCAGAUCCACAAACGGAUUGGGCGCGAUUGACCAUCAGAGACGGUGCCGCCAAGGAGUUCGUCCGGUUCGCGCAAAGGCAAACGAACGUUCGACGAUUCCGAGUACCGCACCGUCACAGACGACUAUCAUUCCAAUGGCGACCGACACAACAUUGCAUCCGACCUGGACCUAGAGGAGCUGGACCUGGAUAUGGAGCUGGAACAGGAUCAAGCGAACCAGCGGUACCAUCGAUCUUUCGUACCGUUUG
This is a messenger RNA of Anopheles maculipalpis, 2183 nucleotides long. RefSeq names its product ichor (gene ich). Gene Ontology annotation, molecular function: DNA-binding transcription factor activity, RNA polymerase II-specific; RNA polymerase II transcription regulatory region sequence-specific DNA binding. The coding region runs from base 41 to 1966 and encodes 641 amino acids. The transcript has a single exon. The record is from RefSeq and is a predicted model, not a curated record. Lineage: Eukaryota; Metazoa; Arthropoda; Insecta; Diptera; Culicidae. Gene Ontology annotation, cellular component: nucleus. Gene Ontology annotation, biological process: embryonic pattern specification; regulation of transcription by RNA polymerase II; embryo development.